Cavenderia fasciculata is the source of this 1992-nucleotide messenger RNA. RefSeq names its product fatty acyl-CoA synthetase (gene fcsB). The record is from RefSeq and is a predicted model, not a curated record. Lineage: Eukaryota; Evosea; Eumycetozoa; Acytosteliales; Cavenderiaceae. Gene Ontology annotation, molecular function: long-chain fatty acid-CoA ligase activity. Bases 1 to 1992 code for a protein of 663 amino acids. The transcript has 7 exons. Gene Ontology annotation, biological process: long-chain fatty acid metabolic process. Gene Ontology annotation, cellular component: endoplasmic reticulum; membrane.
AUGUCAUCAUUAUUAGAUAAAAAAUAUACAAAUAUGUUAGAUAGUGGUAGUUUGUUGGCAGUAGGAUUGGUACUAGUUAGCGGUCUACUUGCUUAUAGUUGGAAAAGACCUCAUCCUUAUGGCCAAACAAUAGAGGUUGGCGAAUCAGUUGAAGGUAGUGGUAGGGCAAGAAGAAAUGCUAUUUCUCCACACCACCUAGUCAGUGCUGUUGAUGAAGAUUCUCAACAUCCAGUUAAAACACUUUAUGAUUCAAUGAUGAUAUCAUGUAAAGAAUAUAAAGAUAGACCAUGUUUUGGUAAAAGAAAAGUAUUGUCAAAUGGAGAAUUGGGUGAUUGGGAAUUUAUUUCCUAUAAUGAAUUCAAAAAUAGAAGUGAAGCCAUCUAUCAAGGUUUAUGUGAAAUUGGUGUUACUCCUAAAUCAAAAGUUGGAAUCUUUAGUCAAAACAGAGUUGAAUGGUUAGUUUUACAAGCUGCAUGUUUUAUGCAAUCUGAUAUCAUUGUUUCAUUCUAUGAAACAUUGGGUGUUGAAUCAUUGGCCUAUGUUAGCAGACACGCUGAAAUUGAAAUUGCCUUUUGUUCAAAGGCCACCAUGCAAAAGACCAGGGAAAUUGCACUCAGUGUCAAUGGACUCAAGACUAUUGUCUGCUUUGACGAUAUCGAUGAGCAAGCAAAACAAGAAUAUGAAAAGGACGAUGAUUUGGCCACCAUCAUGUACACUUCUGGCACAACUGGUGAUCCAAAGGGUGUCAUGAUCACACAUUGCAAUUUGAUUGCUGUCGUCUCCUCUGUCAAGACAUUGGCCGAAGUCUUUGAGACUGAUUGUCACUACUCUUAUUUGCCAUAUGCUCAUAUCCUCGAAAGAGUCGUUGUUGCCACUGCCUUCCACUAUGGUGCCAAAGUUGGUAUCUUUUGUGGUGACACUACCAAAAUUCUCACUGAAGUUAAAACUCUCAAACCAACCAUCUUUAUCGGUGUACCACGUGUCUUUGAAAGAAUCAAAACUGGUGUCUUUAAAGAAAUCGCUAAAAAGCCUGCCGUCACUCGUGCUCUCUUUUCUUCCUUUUAUAAACUUAAACAUGUUGCUAUUCUUUAUGGAUUUAAAUUACCAAUUAUAGAAUCACUUAUUAAUUUAAUUGUUUUCAACAAGUUAAAAGAUCAACUUGGUGGAAAGGUUAGAGUGAUUCUUAGUGGUGGUGCUCCACUUUCAUUGGAUACUGAAUUAUUCUUGAGAGUAUGUUUCAGUUGCUCGGUUAUUCAAGGUUAUGGUUUAACAGAAACCUGUGGUGGUACUGCAGUCAAACUCUUACACGAUGAAUCAUUUGGUAGUUUAGGACCACCUUUAACAGCAUGUGAAAUUAAACUCGUAGAUGUCCCAGAAUUAAAUUAUGUAUCCAAUGGUAAUGGUGAUCCAACUGGUGAAGUUUGUAUUAGAGGCCCAAGUGUUGCUAUUGGUUAUUAUAAAGAUGAAGCAAAAACAAAACAAGAUUAUAAAGAUGGAUGGUUCCACACUGGAGAUAUUGGUCGUUGGAACGCAAGUGGCUCACUAUCUAUCAUUGAUAGAAAGAAAAAUAUUUUCAAACUUUCACAAGGAGAAUAUGUUGCAGUUGAAAAGAUUGAAAACAACUUGUCAAAGAGUGAGGAGAUUGCUCAAAUUUGUGUCUAUGGUGACAGUCAAAAGUCAUGUUUGAUUGCCAUUGUUCAUCCACACCAAAACAAGGCUGAAGAUUGGGCCAAGGCUAAUGGUGUUUCAACCAGCAGUUUCAAGGAUAUCUGUCAGAAUCCAAAGUACCAUCAAUCACUUAUCGAUGAUCUCAACGCCGUUGGACGUAAACAAAAAUUGUUUGGCUUUGAAAUCCCAAAGAAACUCAUUAUCAUCGAUGAAGAGUUUAGUGACAAGAACGACAUGAUGACUCCAUCCUUCAAAUUAAAAAGACCUCAAAUCAAAGAUCGUUACUCUCAAGAAAUCAAAAAUGCCUACCAAGGAUUAGAAUAG